AUGGAGGACGAGCAGCCCGACAGCCUGGAGGGCUGGGUGCCGGUCCGCGAGGACCUCUUCGCCGAGCCCGAGCGGCACCAGCUGCGCUUCCUCGUGGCCUGGAACGACGUGGAGGGCAAGUUCGCUGUGACUUGUCACGACCGCACGGCGCAGCGGCGGCGGCGGCGGCGGCGGAGCGAGGGGAGCCAGCCCGGGCCCGAGCCCGAGCCCGCGGCCGCCGCGCCCCCGCCCAGCUGGGCCGGCCUCCUCUCGGCCGCCGGGCUCCGCGGCGCGCACCGGCAGCUGGCGGCGCUGUGGCCGCCGCUGGAGCGCUGCUUCCCGCGGCUGCCGCCCGAGCUGGACGCGAGCGGCGGCGGGGCCUGGGGCCUGGGGCUCGGGCUGUGGGCGCUGGUGUGCCCGGCGCGCGCGGGCCCCGGCGAGGCGGCGCUGCAGGAGCUGUGCGAGCAGCUGGAGCGCUAUCUGGGCCAGGCGGCGGACGGCUGCGGCGGCGCCGCGGUGCGCGACGCGCUCUUCCCGGCCGAGGGCGGCGCGGCCGACUACGAGAGCCCGCGCGAGUUCCGGGAGCGGGCCCUGCGCGCGCGGCGGGACCAGGCGUGCGUGCGGCUGCGCCAGGUGCUUCAAGGGCAUGAAAAAGCCAACACCAUGGUAGCAUUAAUGCAAGUGUAUCGAGAGGAAGAUGAAGCAUACCAGGAAUUAGUUACUGCGGCAACCAUGUUCUUCCAGUAUUUACUGCAGCCAUUCAGGGAUAUGCGAGAACUUGCAACUUCAUGUAAGCUUGCUAUUUUGAAGUCCUUGGAUGAGGAUGAUCUGGGUCCUAAAAGGAUAGUUGCCCUGCAGAAGGAAGCCCAAGAAUGGGCCAGACAGGCUGAAGAAGCUAUAGUCUCUAUUCAAGAUAUUACAGUGAAUUAUUUUGAAAAAACAGUAGAAGCAUUAGCAGGAAUGCAGAAACAAAUUGCACAGGAUGAGAAGAGAUUUGGCCAGGCUGCCUGGGCCACAGCAACUCCCAGGUUAGAAAAACUCAAGCUGAUGUUAGCUCGGGAGACUCUGCAACUCAUGAGAGCCAAAGAGUUGUGUUUAAAUCACAAAAGAGCUGAAAUUCAGGGAAAGAUGGAACAUCUUCCAGAACAAGAAAAAAAAAAAAAUGUUGUAGACGAAUUGGAAAUACACUAUUAUGAAGUUCAAUUAGAAUUAUAUGAGGUUCAAUUCGAGAUAUUAAAAUAUGAAGAAAUACUGCUUGUUACACAGUUGGACUCUGUUAAAAGACUUAUAAAAGAUAGACAGGAUGAAGUUAUCUAUUAUGAUCCAUGUGAAAGUCCAGAGGAACUUAAAGUCAUGGAUCGUGUAAUGGGGCUGCAGGACGACAAGAAUCUGGAGGUGAAGGAACUCAGCCGGCAGUGCCAGCAGCUGGAAUCUAAACGGGGCAGGAUCUGUGCCAGAAGAGCCCAUCUCAGAAACAAGAAGGAUCAAUGCAAAGAAAAUCAUCGACUCAGACUGCAACAGGCUGAAGAAAGCAUAAAAUAUUUUCAUCAGCAUCAUAGCAUUCAGAGGAAAAGAGACAAGAAAAAAGAGGAGGAGCAAAAGAGAAAAGAAUGGAUAAACCAAGAACGCCAAAAAACACUGCAACGAUUGAGAGCAUUUAAAGAGAGAUGUCCAGGUCGGUCUGUCCUAAAGAACUCUCACUCACAACCUGUGGCUGCAGACCUGCCACAUGGACUUCCCCAGCAGACAUCCCCCUCAACUUCUCAGGUGACGGUGGUGAUCCAUCCAUCCUCCAGGAAAACCAGAAGUGCUCCCUUAUCUGAAGUUAGUAAUGUGAAAACUCCUGAGCGUGAAGGCUGUGCUGGAAACAUCCCUGUCCAGACUUUUGUCCCAGUUGGUGACCAGACACACUGCAAAUCAAGUGAGGAGUUGUCACUGCUGCCACCUCUUCCUCCACCACCACCACCACUUCCUCCUCCUCCUCCUCCUCCACCACCACCACCACCGCCGCCGCCCCUCCCUGCUAGGCCAUUUUCUUCUCAGUCUGCAAAACAUCAGAAUUUAUGCUUCAGGACUUCGUUGAAAGAUGAUCAGCCACUUCCUCUAGUGUGUGAAUCGCCUGCUGAGAGCCCGAGUGGUUCCUCAGACAGUUUUAGCUGUCCAGGAUCGAUGGAUGAAGUGCUGGCCUCCUUGAGGCAUGACAGAACUCCUCUCCAGAAGCUGCAGACGCCCGCUUUGCCCCCUCCCCGCGCCUCCGUCAAUGAGCACAUUCUGGCUGCCAUAAGGCAAGGGGUCAAACUGAGGAAAGUUCACCCUGACCUUGGUCCGAGCCCCAGCAGUAAACCCACCAGUGACCUGGAGAGGAGCAUCAAGGCGGCGCUCCAGAGAAUCAAGAGGGUGUCUGCUGACUCGGAGGAGGAGGACCAGGACGAGAGUGGCGAGCAGAGCCCCGGCGAGUGGGACCGUUAGCCUCUCCUCCAAGGCCCCAGGCUUGUUCUGGAAAAGCAUGUGAAUUGGGGUGCUGGUAGACUGGCCACAUAACACCCCAAAAGAUCAGCAGGGCUUGGUGUGUGACGUUGCAGCUUUAUUUAACGCUGCAGCUCUUAAAGUCAGGGGAGGAUGGAGAGAUGUGCCUUUCACACAUCUCAGAGCCCACGGUGAGCACUGCUGGCAUAAGAAAAUGGUAGUUAUUGUUCACCACGGGUAAUCUAGAAUCAUUCCCUUAUUCUGAAAACGUUUACACUGCUAUGGUAAACAGCACUACGGACCGUUCCUCCCGAGUGUGUGUGGUGGUUUUCCUGGGAUUGAAAGGUUAAAAUGUGAAUACUCUUUUAACAAUAAUCUGAAUAAACUGCUUAUAAGCAGGAAUUAUUUUAAAUAUUUUAAAUGAAAUGUAUUUCAUGUAUCAAGCACUGUAUAAACUCAUAAUAAAGAACUAUUUAU
This is a messenger RNA of Hippopotamus amphibius kiboko, 2922 nucleotides long. RefSeq names its product WASP homolog associated with actin, golgi membranes and microtubules (gene WHAMM). Gene Ontology annotation, cellular component: cytoplasm; endoplasmic reticulum-Golgi intermediate compartment membrane. The transcript has 10 exons. Bases 1 to 2448 code for a protein of 815 amino acids. The record is from RefSeq and is a predicted model, not a curated record. NCBI's taxonomy places the organism in Eukaryota, Metazoa, Chordata, Mammalia, Artiodactyla, Hippopotamidae. Gene Ontology annotation, biological process: Arp2/3 complex-mediated actin nucleation; endoplasmic reticulum to Golgi vesicle-mediated transport. Gene Ontology annotation, molecular function: actin binding; Arp2/3 complex binding.